AGACUAACUGGUUAACUUUGUCUAUGGUACACCCUAUUUACUAGAACUAGGAAGCAGAUUCAUAAGGCACAAAUGUGAUCUCUGCACUAUUUGGUUGACAGAUGUGUGACAUUCUAAAUUUUGUGGACACAAUUUGUACACAUUCCAGAUUUUUUGUGAACGCCAUACAAAGUUGGUUGAUUACUUUUGGAUAUCAUUUUUCGUGAUUUUUAUAGCUGUUUCAGUCGAGGAUGAACUAUUGGGUUCACCCUAGUACCCUAGAAUAUUAAGUGGUCCAUGGGAUAUGAAUUCAUGACAUGGACUGAUUUGAAUACACAAGUAGAUCAGCUUAGUGCUCAUGGUGAUACAGAAUACUAUUUAGAUGCUUAGUUUACUGAGUGCUGCAGGUCAUACGGUGAAGGAUAUGAUCUUGCCAAGUAGCUCUCAGUGGCAGCAGCGAAUACCUAUCUCCUAGAGUAGCUCUCAAGUUAGACUUUCCAAUUCCACUGCUAAUGAUUUCUGCAUAGUACAAGUACCUUAGUAUUGAGUGAUGGUAAAUCGCCAAUUGUCGACCUUAUGUUCCUACAACCUAUAUGACACAUUCAUAGAUGAACUUUUGGCAUCAUUGGAGCUCUGAUAGAUUGCUAACAAACCACUAGGAAAAACCAUAACACUUGCAAUGUUCUUGUAUCUCCUCUCUGAACUGCAGCAUUGUAGCAAUUGUGUAACUUUAAAUUGUGACUGUAGUUGUAUUUCUUACUGAAAAGACCGGAAUACCUGCUAGAUUAAAUAUUUUAUAUCUCAUUGAGCUGUUAAAUGGAUGCCACAAGGAGCUGCAAAGAAACAAAAAUGAAGUGAUAUUUGCAGUUUCCUUUUUAACUGCACAGGUCAGGAUCGAAUAAACCUUCAUUUAUUCCAUAAAUAAUGCACUAUCAGGUCACUGCAGAAACACAUCAUGGUCUACAGAGAAUUUGACCAGCUUCAGGAUUACUUUUUCAUUGCGAGAAGAAAAAGGAAAAACUGGGCAUCUCCUGUCGUUGAAGGUAUGUUCAAGUACAAGUGGAACAAUCCAAUACAAAGUAUACAUUAAAUAGGCAGAAAGAAGGUAAAUCAGAGUGUUUCCUCAUUGGCAAGAUGGAGAAGAGGUUGAUUUCAUAAUCUGCAAGUGCCUACUGCAGCUAGAUGUCCUAGUUAGUUCUUUACCUUAACAUCCGCAGGUUUUAGAUUGCCUAGAAAACAUUAAAUUUUGGCUCAAAUGAUGUGAGGCAAAUGCACUGACGGCUGAGCACUUAGAGUCAGUCAAGCUACCAGUUGAGCCUGACCAUGUCAUAUAGGUCUACUGAACCUUCCCUUUCUUAUCUUUUUGCUGCUCUCUGCUCUCAUGUCUACAAGGCUAACUACAACUUAUAUUGCUUCAUAUGGUAUACAGAAGAGCAUUCUAUAAAGAUUUGAUGAUUGGACUCUCCGCUGAUUUGGUUAGCAUGUGAAGAUAUGGAGAAAUUUUAUUGAGACACAAUGAUGAGUCCACUCGUCACAUGCAAGCAAGUUGAAUAAGUUGAGUGCAAUUUAGGAGACAACCUUGCAUUAUUCUUAUAUCUUCUCUCUGCUGGAGUGUGAUCAUUUUGAGUGAUGUGAUUUUGCAAUGGAUCAUGAAACUUUUAACAUGGCUGAAGCAGUCGUUAGUUGUGUGACACACCAGACCACGUGAGCAUUCACGAUCUCACAAAGGCAGCUUUUUGUGUAGUCAAUUUGGGUUGGUCUAGAGGUAGACUUGUUUAAGCUCUUGCUUUUCAUAAAAAACAUAUAAUAACAUGCAAGUUGCACUGUACACAAUUAUUUGAUAAUUCCAAUAGAGGUGCUUCACAAGAGUUCGUUUAUACCAGACAAGGAUGUUCUCGGAGAGUUAAAUAUAAGUGUGUGUAGUUGGGUCCUUUUGAGAUCUCUUUAGGGACUUUUAUAAGUUGGUAGGAUCUUAUACAUCUUUAGUUAGUUUUGAGAAGCUUAAUGAUUUUGCUACUUUUGUUGGUUAUGUUGAAGAAGAGGAGGAAGGAGAUUUCAGCAUUUUACUCAAUUGUUUCAUUUUCUUGUAUCCAUAAAUUUUUCAUGUUUCAUCUACUCUUUGAAAAUAUAAGGAUGUGAUCUUCUUUCCGUAGAACUUUCAGAGGAAAUAUAUUGUUCCUGGCUUAUUUAUCCUCUGCGGAAUUCAGUUAAGUAUGCACAUUUGAGAAUAUGCCUUUAUCCAGAUUUUUUUUACUGUAACGUGUAUUCCUCAUUUAUGUGUGCAUUGGUCUUGUGCCACCUUGAUCAGUUAGUUUUAUUGUUAUGUUCAACUUUCCUACUAAUCCUUGUAGCACAACUUUGGAUGCUGAGCUUUGACACUACAAAAUUUCAACAACGAAGUAUCAAUUGUCUUAUUAGUUCUCUUUUUUUUCCGACUCUCAUGCAUGCAAUCGAUGCAAGUAUUUAUUGCUGUAGUCCUGUAGCCUCUGAAGAUUGACAAGUUGGUCUACCGAGACAAUAAUACUUGUCAAUUGGGUCAUAAUCGUGAGGUAUAUGAAGAGGGGUUUAAUGAACUCAGUGAACUUCUUGAGGUUGUAGUAAUUGAACUUCUCGUCCUUGCACUAUUUUGUAUUGCAACAACUGGUAUUUUCCAAAAAAAAAAAAUGCAAAUGGUCGACUAUUACUUCUUGAAACCAUCAUCUAUAACUUUCCUCUUUUUAGUAAAUAAAAAUAAAAUAACAAAAAUGUAAACCUUUCUUUGAUGGGUUUUAUUGUCCCAAUUUGCUAAUUUAAAAUACAACAACAAUAACAUCAAAGCCUUUUGCCCAAGCAAGUUGAGGUAGGCUAGAUAUCAAACCCAACGGAGAACAAGUAAACUAAGAUUCCAGCACAUGGAUCGCUGAUUUCCAUGCUGUCCUAUCAAGAGCUAAAUCUUUUUACCGCCUCCGCCCAUGUCAACUUUGCUCGUCCUCUGCCCCUCCUUGUAUUUUCCAUACUCUUCAGAAUUUGCUAACUGGUGCUUCUGGAGACCUCCGUUGGAUAUGACCAAAUCACCUUAGUUGGUGUUGGACUAACUUCUCGUCAACCGGUGUCAAUCCUAGUCUAUCACGUAUUGCCUUGUUCCUAAUCCGAGCCUUCCUUGUAUGGCCACACAUCCACCGUAGCAUGCACAUCUCUGCAACACUCAUUUGUUGGAUGUGUUGUCUUUUAGUGGGCCAACUCUGCUCCAUCUAGCAUCUCCGGUCUGAUGGCCGUCCAAUAGAACUUAUAUUUUAGCUUUUGUGGGACCUUCUUGUCACAUAGGAUGCCAGAUGUUUGUUGCCACUUCAUCCAAUUUGCUAAUUUAACAUGAAUAUGGCAAUGAGAAAAUGAUAUCAGCAUUUUCAAUCAUUUUUUGCCCAGAAUUCUCUGUUUAUUUUCCUCUUCAAUAUCUUUACUAAAAGUGAUGAUCUUUAAAUAAUAUUUCUUGUUGCUCACAUACAUGUUCAUGUUGUUUUGCUAUCCACAUCCCUUCUUAGGACUGUAAGUCUGUAAGUUCAUCAUCCUUAUUGAUAAAACGACAAAGUAGCCACUGUUUCAGUUGCCAUCUUGAUGCAUUAUUUAUUAGUGCUAAUAUUGGCAUUAGCUGACUGUCACCUGGCCUGCGCUCAUUGUGUAAUUUGUAUUUGCAGAUUUUCUUCUGAUGUAUGCUCAUGGUUACAAACAUAACCAUUGGUGUGUUUGUUGAGUCCAUGAAUGCUGAGUUAUGGUAGGAUUUCUUUGUGGGCUUUGUUGAAUUGUUUAAGGCCCUUCUUCAGUUAAUUAAAGAUUAUUCUGCAGAUUGUAAGCCUGAAAAAAUAUUAAUUAUAUAGAAGGUAUGCAGCAAAUAAUGGAGGCACCUAAUCUGUUCAUUCUCUGUAAGCACUUUAAAUCAUUCGUUAUACUGGAAAACUGCAGACAACAAAAGGUGCCCCUUUUCAUUGAUUAAAAGGAAGGCCAAGAUCAUAAUGAGAUCAUCAGGUAGGAAGUUUCUUCGUGGUAGCCUCAUCUUCAGUCCUAUGUUUAGAUCUAAUGUUACGGCCUCAGUAACACAGCAGGUUCAAUGCAUAUGGAGAUUUUCUUCUGAUUUGAUUCCCUAGUUCGUGAUUAGUGUACAGUCUUGUAAUAACUAUUGUUUCCUCUUGCAACCUUUUUGUACUUAACGAUAUGUCUUGUAGUGAUUUCACAGAUGAUGCCUGCAUGCUACGGGUGUUAAGGAUAGACGUAUGUGGGAUAGGUGUGGUAUCUAGGUUUGUCCAUGAAGUCUAGCUCUCUCUUGCACAUAUAGCUCUCUUGCUAAUGGAAUAAGAUACACACUAGCCAUAUCCUGUCACUCUCUCCUCAACAUUUGGGACAAGUAAAUGAUAAUUGAAAUGAUUUAACAAGAGAAUUACCUUGGUUUAUGCAGCUCACUUUCAAUUUCACAUCACUAUAAACAUGUUGUCUGAAUAUCUAUUGAUGAACUGAAAUUGUAGGCAGUACAGUUUGGAAUUUAUCUUAGGUUAGAUGCUGUCUGCGAAACAAGAGACAAAGACAAAUUAUUUUCUUCCUUGCAUAUGGGACUCUGUCAUCUGAGUAGAAGGUAAUAUGGGAACUUGGUCAGUUCAAAUUACUAUGCGGAUUCUGCAAACGGGGAAAUUGAAUAAUGAUGACAAAAGGUACUUUCUAAUUUCCAUGCUACACAAGAAAUAUGCUAAUCUGUUAAUUCGGAUUUAUUCAGCUCCCAAGUUGCCUCAAGAGAACAAGCUGUCGUUUGAGUAAAAAUUACCUGACGUACAUGGGAGAACUCAUUUGCUUGACUUUCCAAUCAAGCAAUUUUCAGAGUACAAGAUUAUAUGCUGUGUUCCUUGUGUACCUGGAGAGGUUGCUCUAUACUGCUAUCCUAAACUGCCGACUUAAUCACUGUCACCAAGGUAUGUGUCAAACAUUGCUGUGAUGUGUAGUGAAAGUUCCAUCCCAUUGCAUGGAAGGUGAAAUCAGACAAGUCUCCUAGAAGUCCAAGCUUUACCCUGAGGUUAAGCCUGUUGUAGAGAAUUUCAUAAUUGCAGUAUUACAUGGCCUUAACAUCUGUCACGAAUAAUUUCACCUAGUUAGAGCUACAUGGCAGUGCACGGAAAGUGGAAUCAGACAAGUCUCAUCGAAGUCCGGAGCUUUACCCUUACCUUCACCGUUUGUGUACAACAUUUCCUAAUUGCAGAAUUACCCGGUCUUAACACCUGUUAGCGGUAAAGCUUAAUCAGUUCUAUCCUAUGCAUCAAGGUGACCUUCCAGGAAGUUUCCUUAGUAAGCGUGGCUAGGAUAUCUUUUGGAGCCCCUUUCUUGGAGUCACUAAACAACCUUUAUCUUCCUUUGUUGCAUGGAUGGAUGGGAGACCACUGUAUCUUGUCUGGUUUUACCGCUGUAAUUCUCUGGGACAGUCAUGGCCAUGCAUAGUUUAAGCCUUUUGCUAGCUCCUAAGCUGCAAGCAGAUAGAAUAACGAGUAGGAUAAGUUUAGGGUCAGAAGUGUGCCUCCCAGUGCGUAAACAAAGUGCCUGCAUGUGGGGGGUAUGAUGUUCCUUUGAUACUAUGGCAUAUCAUGCCUUGUGUGCCUCUAUAUAAAGGCCCCUCGCUUAACACCCCUCUCGUACCACACAAGCCAUCAGUCUACAAGCUGUCUUAUAGUCUAGCAGCAUUCUUCCCCUCCUCCGCCUUGCACCGAGCUUUGUGAACCAGACCAUGAAGAUUGGAGGCCAAGGGAGGCUCAACAGAGCUUUCAGGGAGAAGAGGGCUAGGUUCUACAUCUUCCGCCGCUGCGUCGUCAUGUUGCUUCGAUGGAGCGACUGAUCCGUUUCUUGUUUUUCCUUCCAUUCUGGAAUUUUCUCUUUGGCGCUGCCAUUUCUGGAGGGUUAGAGAGAGUUUAGGUGUAGUUGCUAUGUAUAGGCUGUCCAUGUACUUCUCCUAGUCUUCUUCAUUUUUGAGGGUCAUUUUUUCUCCCAACACUUGCCUGCUGUUGCGGUCACGGGUGGGAGAUCCAACUCUGUAGUCCGAGAUUGUCACCCUCUUAUAAGACUGGAGAAAGAUUAUUGCUUAACUGUGCUUCAACUUGA
Molecule: messenger RNA, 6084 nt
Organism: Lolium perenne
Lineage: Eukaryota; Viridiplantae; Streptophyta; Magnoliopsida; Poales; Poaceae
Product: small polypeptide ROTUNDIFOLIA LIKE 2-like
Biological process (GO): negative regulation of cell population proliferation
Source: RefSeq, a predicted model, not a curated record